Lactuca virosa is the source of this 2755-nucleotide messenger RNA. The record is from the annotation of a GenBank genome assembly. Lineage: Eukaryota; Viridiplantae; Streptophyta; Magnoliopsida; Asterales; Asteraceae.
AAAAAAAGGGAAAGGGAAAGGGAUUUCCAAGGCUCAAUGGAAAAGGUACAAAUUGCAAUUCCAGAAGUUCCUUUAGCUGCUUUUUGGGCCAUGGCUUCCUCUCGCCCUUCUUCUUUCCAAUUCUUUCCACAAGCUUCAAUUGCAUUGUAACAUUGUUCUUUCCUUCAUUCACUCACUCUCUCUUUCUAUCUGCUACUUGAGGGACACCGGCGUUUUCUUCCAUGGCAGCAUUAUUUGUUGAUUCAUCACACAUUUUACUUCUGUGCUGCUACAUCUCUCCAAACAACAAGACUCACACGAGAUUCAGUAAAUACAGCUCCAGUGAAGUUACCAGUUCUUCUUAUCCUUCUAGGGUUUCGUUUGAUUCGUUGUCGAGAAGGCGUCAACGACGAAUUUUGCUGUCUGUAAGCGGUCGCGAAAUUGCUGACGUUCGUGUCGCUGAUAAUAGCAACAAUGUUCAUCAUACACGAUCAGCAUUUGUUGAGAUACCUGUCACUUGCUACCAGAUUCUUGGUAUUCCCGAUAAAUCAGAGAAAGAUGAGAUUGUUAAGUCCAUGAAGCAUCUAAAACUUGCUGAGAUUGAAGAAGGAUACACCAUGGAUACUAUUGUUUCUCGCCAGAAUCUUUUAAUGGAUGUGCGUGAUAAGCUUCUUUUUGAAGCAGACUAUGCUGGUAAUGUAAGAGAAAAAGUUCCACCAAAGUCAUCUCUUCAAAUUCCAUGGUCCUGGUUGCCUGGUGCACUUUCCCUCUUACAAGAGGUUGGAGAAGAGAAGCUUGCUCUAGAUAUUGGGCGAACAGCACUACAACACCCUGAUUCUAAGCCUUUUGUUCAUGAUUUGCUUUUAUCAAUGGCUCUUGCAGAGUGUGCUAUAGCAAAAGUAAACUUUGAAAAGAACAAGAUUUCCCAAGGAUUUGAAGCUUUAGCUCGUGCUCAGUCUCUUCUCAAAAGCAAACCUUCACUUGAGCAGAUGACAUUGUUAUCUCAGAUUGAAGAAUCUUUGGAAGAGCUUGCUCCUGCAUGCACAUUGGAGUUAUUAGGCAUGCCUCAUACACAAGAAAAUGCUGAGAGGAGAGUAGGGGCAAUUGCAGCCUUAAGGGAACUGUUAAGACAGGGACUGGAUGUGGAAAGUCAAUGCCAAAUAGAAGAUUGGUCAACCUUCUUGAAUCAAGCUUUAAAUAAGCUCAUGGCUGCAGAAAUAGUUGAGCUUCUUACUUGGGAUAGUUUAGCUAAUACGCGAAAGAACAAGAAGUCACUCGAGUCACAGAAUCAAAGAGUAGUAGUUGAUGCAAAUUGCCUCUAUACUGUAAUGAUGGCCCAUAUUGCCCUUGGUUUUUCAAGCAAGCAAAUAGAGAUGAUUAAGAAAGCAAAAAGCAUUCUUGAGUGUUUCGUGGCAUCAGAAGGAAUUGCUUUAAAACUUGAAGAAGCCUUUUGCUUGUUUCUACUAGGAGAGGGCGAUGAGGCUGUGGUUAUUGAAAGGCUUCAACAAGUUGAGACAAAUUUAAAUUCAACUUCAAGAACUUUGUUAUCACGGAUGGACAUCAAGGAUGCUUCAAAUGCCAAGAAGUUGCUUGAAUCAUGGGUAAAGGAUGCUUUACUUGGCUUGUUUCCAGACACAAGGGAUUGUUCUCCAUCUUUGGAUAACUUUUUUGUUGGUGAAAAGAAGGUUUCUGAAAACAAGAAUAGAAAAAGAGCACCACAAACAUCACCAAGUUUAAACCAGAGACCACUUUCUUCUACUUUUUCAUCUGAUUGGAGAACUAUUGAAGAUCAUUCAUCUUCACCACGUCUUGGGUCAACUGUGAAACAGUUGACUCCAUCAAAUCUACAAAGCCCACUAAUAGCAAACAAUUUGAAACCCGAAAGCUAUCCAUCUGUUCAAUUAAAGAGAAAUUUAGGAGUACACUAUGAUAAAGUUUGGGAAAUUUGGUUGGAUCCAAAUAACACAAUUAGGUAUAUGAGCUUUGCCACAGCAAUGUUUUGCUUAUUAUUUGCAACCAUGGGUGUGCGGUUUCGUGGGCCCAGGAGGGUAUCUAGUUGGGCCCUCAGUGGGCCCAACACGGGAUCACUUACAGAGUCUUCUCAUGGUCUUUGGGGAUCUGCUUGUGAUAAGGGGAAUCUUAUUGCUAAAAUGGUGAUGUCAUUGUGGUCAACGCAAAAGGAAAAAGUCAAGGGUGGAAUCGAAGGUGGAGGUGUAAAAGAUUCUAGCAUGGGUGCGAGUUUAAAUUCAUGUAAAAAGAGAUCAAUGCGUGUGGAAGAAGCUGAAAGUCUUGUUAAACAAUGGCAAACUGUUAAAGCUGAAGCUCUUGGGCCUAAUCAUCAACUUCAUAAUCUUGUUGAUGUUCUUGAUGAGUCGAUGCUUCUUCAGUGGAAGGGUUUAGCUGAGUCAGCAAAAGACAGGUGUUGCUUUUGGAGAUUUGUUUUGCUGCAGUUGACUAUUCUUCAAGCAGACAUUUUGUCAGAUGAAACAGGUAAGGAAAUGGCAGAAAUAGAGGCUCUUGUUGAAGAAGCAGCUGAACUUGUGGACUCAUCUCAUAAGAAGAACCCAAAUUAUUAUAGUACCUACACGAUUCGAUAUUUACUGAAGAAACAAGAAGAUGGAUCAUGGAAAUUCUGUGAAGGUGAUGUUGAAAUCCAAUCAUGAUCAUACAUACUCAUUGUCUGGAGCUCUUACAAGUUUUUUCAUAUCUUUGUUCCUUUUUUAUAACCUUGAUAGAACAUUGUUGUGGGUUUAGUUUAACUGUUUCAGAAAUGUAC